GUAGCAGUUUUCGCACCGCUAUCGCCGUUCACUAUCUUUGCGGCUAGCGAAGGGGAACCAUGUCAGGCACGGGAGGUAAGCGUGCCUCUGGAGGGGACAGUCCCCCCGGACCCCCUGAAAAGAAGAUGAAAAAAGAGGAAAAGACUACGACCACCCUUAUCGAGCCCAUUCGUAUUGGGGGAGUUUCAUCCACGGAGGAAAUGGACAUGAAGGUCCUUCAGUUUAAGAACAAGAAGCUCCUUGAGCGCCUUGAGCAGAGGCAGGCAAUUGAAGAUGAGCUCAGAGAGAAAAUUGAGAAGCUGGAAAAAAGACAAGCAACUGAUGAUACCACACUUCUCAUUGUUAAUCGUUACUGGACCCAGCUGGAGGAAAAUGUUCAAGAGUUACUGCAACGCGUUGAACCUGAGGUUACUCCAGCACCUGUGCAGACUCCCGUUAGUCCCCCAGCCUCUGUCCCUGCUUCUGCAACAGCCCCCUCACCUGCCACUGAUGUUCCUGCCCCUUUGCCAACUCCAGUGGAAGGAGAGGAUGGGCUCCCUCACCCUCUGCCUCCAGCAGAGGAGGAGAAACAGCAGCAGCCCGAACAGGUACAGAAGCAGGAGCAGCAACAGGAACAAGAGCAACAGCAGGCUGAUGCUGCGGAGAAGCCUCCUGAGGAGCCAGUAGGGGAUGGAAUACUUGCUCCUCCUCCACCUCCUCCAUUAAGCGAGAGUGCAAAGGCCUUCCUCUCCACUCUGGAUAACAGCAGCGAGGAGGAGCUCAGUUUGCAGCUGCAGGACAGAAUGCAGUUCAGCAAGGGAGCAGUAGCCUGCAUGGUCUGCAUCUUUGACCGUCUGCACAACUCCAUUGAAGAUCUGUGCUCUCGUGUACAAACAGCAGUAUGUGAAGAUGAUGCUCAGCGGGAGAUUGUUGCUACGACUCGCACGCUACUAGAAGAGAAUAAUAGACUUCAAGACCUGGCUUCCUCCCUGCACGGGAGACACCACAAAAUGUCAUUGGAGUAUAAUGAACUGGUUGACAAAGUCACAAGUUCUGAGACAAAAGUGUCUGAGAUGGAGACGGCUGUGGAAGACCUGCAGUGGGACAUCGAGAAACUCCGCAAAAGAGAACAGAAGCUCAAUAAGCACCUAGCGGAGGCUCUUGAGCAGCUGAAUUCGGGCUACCAUGCCUCCGGCAGCUCUGGUGGCCUACCUGGUGGUCAGAUUACUCUAAAUAUACAGAAGUUUGAGUUGCUGAAUGCAGAGCUGGAGCAGAACCAGGAGUUGGCCAAUAGCCGCAUGGCAGAGCUGGAGAAAUUGCAGCAGGAGCUACAGGAGGCAGUUCGGGAAAGUGAGAAACUGAAGAUGGACCUUCGGAACAUUCCAGAGGAGGUGGUGAAGGAGACUCCAGAAUACAAGUGCCUCCAGUCUCAGUUCUCUUUGCUGUACAACGAGUCUCUAGGAGUGAAGACCCAGCUGGACGAGGCCAGGGCCCUGUUGCUUACUGCCAAGAACGCUCACCUACGGCAGAUAGAACACAUGGAGAGUGAUGAGCUGUCUCUUCAGAAGAAGUUACGAACUGAGGUCAUCCAGUUAGAGGACACGCUAGCUCAGGUGCGCAAGGAAUAUGAAAUGCUAAGGAUCGAAUUUGAACAGAACCUUGCCGCCAAUGAGCAAGCAGGUCCAAUAAACAGAGAAAUGAGACAUCUAAUUAGCAGCCUUCAGAAUCAUAACCACCAGCUCAAAGGGGAUGUGCAGAGAUACAAGAGGAAGUUGCGUGAGACUCAGAUGGAAAUCAACAAGUUGAAGUGUCAGAGCGGAGAAGCCGGCAGUAUGCUGAUGUUGGAGGAGAAUGUGAGUGAUGGAGGACUGGAUGUGAAGAAAGAGGAGGAUGAUGACCAAGAAGAAGAGGAGGAGAGGAGGCGAGAGCUGGAGAGACAAAGAGCACGGGAGCGUGAGAGAGAGGUGGAGAGAGAGAGGGAGAGAGAAAGAGAGCGGGAAAGGCAGCGCAGUGAGGAGCUGAAGAGGAAAGACUCUGACACACUGAAGAUGCUCAGGACAGAGCUCAAGAAAGCUCAGGAGUCUCAAAAGGAGAUGAAGUUGCUGCUAGACAUGUACAAGUCUGCUCCAAAAGAGCAGAGGGACAAAGUGCAGCUGAUGGCAGCUGAGAGGAAGGCCAAAGCAGAGGUGGAGGAGCUGAGGCAGCGGGUACGGGAGCUUGAGGAGAGAGAGAGGAAGGAGAGCAAGAAACUGGCUGAUGAAGAUGCUCUGAGGAAGAUUCGAGUGGCAGAGGAGACCAUUGAACAUUUGCAGAAAAAGCUUACUGCCACAAAACAAGAGGAGGAAGCCCUGCUUAGCGAGAUGGAUGUGACAGGUCAGGCCUUUGAAGACAUGCAGGAGCAGAAUAGCCGACUAAUGCAGCAGCUGCGAGAGAAAGAUGAUGCCAAUUUCAAACUGAUGAGUGAGAGGAUCAAAUCUAACCAGAUCUAUAAGCUGCUGCGAGAGGAGAAAGAGGAAUUGGCUGACCAGGUUCUCACCUUCAAAACCCAGGUUGAUGCUCAGCUGCUGGUAGUGCAGAAACUGGAGGAAAAGGAGGGCAUCCUGCAGAGCUCACUGGCUGCUCUGGAGAAAGAGUUAGCACUACGCACACAAGCUCUAGAACUCAACAAGCGCAAAGCAGUGGAAGCAGCUCAGCUGGCUGAGGACCUUAAGGUUCAGCUGGAACACACCCAGGCCAAGCUGAAGGAGAUCCAAACGUCAGUGCUGGAGAAUCGUACUGCACGUGAGAGGGAGAGCGGCAAUCUCAAACGCGCACAGGAGGACUUGUCUCGACUACGCCGAAAGCUGGAGAAGCAGAAGAAGGUGGAGGUAUAUACUGAUGCUGAUGAGAUAUUGCAAGAGGAAAUCAAUCAGUAUAAGGCUAAACUGCGUUGCCCCUGUUGUAAUACUCGGGAUAAGGAGACUGUGCUUACCAAGUGUUUCCAUGUCUUCUGUUAUGAGUGCUUGAAGACCCGCUAUGACACUCGCCAGAGGAAGUGUCCUAAGUGCAACGCUGCUUUUGGAGCCAAUGACUUCCACCGCAUCUACAUCACUUAAGUUCAAGAUGGGAUGAUUAACAUAAAUAAUAGUAAAGACAUGGGACAUUAUGGAGAAGUAAAUUUAAGAGCAGAGUACACAUUUCUGCUCAAAAGGCUUCUUCCAGUAGAUCCAUGAUCAGUUGGUGCUAGAGACCAAAUGGACAGUGAGUUUGCAGAUUGAAGAGGUGAUGAAGUGAGUGACGAUUAUAGCCAAUAGCACAUAACCAGUGCUUGUUUAUAGCUGAGGUAUCCAAGCCUUUUGGUUGUUUUUCCAUUUUGUUUUCUAGUCUUUUCAAUGUUCUGUAAGUUAAUGUUUUUUUUUUGUUUGUUUGUUUACUUGCAUUUGCUUUUUGAACAUGUACUGGAAAUUUCUAAAAACACUGCACAUCACCACAGUCCCUUAAAUAGAAUUUCCGGUACUCCUCGCAUAAUGUGUUGCAGACAUUCUAACAAGUUGAUAGAAAAUGUGCAUCUGCAAAACAUAUUGCAAAUUUGUUUUCCUUGUGGUAGUCAUGGGUCUGAUCCAAACGAAUAGAGCAGUAAGUCUGUUCAGUAAUAGGAUCCAGCUUCUGAUGUAAUGCGCUACUCUCUGGCUUCUGAUGGAGUUCUUUAAAGUACAUAACAAACAAACGGACAUAUGAGAGAAAAGCUUAGGACAGGUAUCUAAUGGAUAUUUUGAAGUCACAAUGUUACAAAAUCAACAUGCAGAUUUCCAGAAAAACAAUGUUUCAGAAGUAAAAGUUCUGGAGGUGUCUGAUCUUGAAUGGUUCAGAAUUUACAUUUGCACUAGCUUGGCUGACGUAAAUGGGAAUUCUUAUUUCAUUUUGGGGCCCACUCUCAACAUAAGCUAUGCAGUUACUGAUCCUAUCUUAAGGGGGGUGGAGAAUAAACACCAUAGCUCAUAAUAUGGCUUCAAAAACCUCAAGUUUGAGCAAUGUGUCUUUAUUAUGAUAGCCGGUGAGAGCCAAAAACUGAGGUGGAGUAUCUUUUCGUCCCCAUGUAAGAGGUCUUAUAAGAGAAGAUUUGUUAGCAAGCAUGCAGGUGCUCACAAAGAAUUCACAACAAGGAUAUGAAAUGAGGAUGGACCCAUGGGCCUACUUAAGUGAAGAUCUAAGUUCACGUUUGGCUCGUUCUCAGUCUUCAAGCCACAGAAAGUGUAACUUGUAACUGCCUAUACCUCCACAGAAAGAAGCUCUUGUGUGAGACAAGUCUUAUCCUUGGAAGCUUGAGAUUUGGUAUUAAACACUGUUUUCCCUUUUUUAUUAAAGGGGAAAAAAUAAAUUCAAAAGUUCUGAAUAAUUCAGUCCUUGAGAUUUAAA
Messenger RNA from Colossoma macropomum (tambaqui), 4374 nucleotides. It is a transcript of the gene rnf40, whose product is annotated as ring finger protein 40. Gene Ontology annotation, cellular component: HULC complex; nucleus. Gene Ontology annotation, molecular function: ubiquitin protein ligase activity; metal ion binding. The transcript is spliced from 20 exons. The record is from RefSeq and is a predicted model, not a curated record. Bases 60 to 3074 code for a protein of 1004 amino acids. NCBI's taxonomy places the organism in Eukaryota, Metazoa, Chordata, Actinopteri, Characiformes, Serrasalmidae.